AAGUUAGAAUUAAACAAUGCAGUGAGACGUUUUAUUUUGAACAACAUGGCAAUAAGAGAUCGCCGAAUGGUACUGUACAUGAUGUAACUACGAUCAUUUUUAAAAAGGGUAAUAAGAUCAGAAGAAAGGAUCAUGGCAAGGGAGCGUCAAGGAAGAAAAUUUUCCUCAGUGAGGGAGCGGAGUCUUGACAGUAGUACAAACGAUGAUUGGGAAACAUUAUUUGAGCCAAGUGUAACUGACAAAGGUAAAUCUCAAACAUCUAAAGCAGAUCUUGAUCUUGAUCUUUUUAAUUUUGAGGAACCUGCAGCACAACAGAGUCGUUAUGUUUUGACAAGUCCAAGGUCUCUGGAGGCUUGUGGAAGGUUUGGAAUAAAGCCUGUAGAACUGUUACACAAGUCAUUGGAGGAGUUUGUUGAGGAAUUCAGGUCUUUGUAUGAUACUGACUACCCACUGCUUGCUGUUCGAGAAGUGUUUCAGGAACAUGAAAGGCAAAGGCUUAGAAAAUUAAAGCUUUGCAGAGAGGAAAGGGGAAGGAUAAUUAGGGAAAGAAGUUCCGAGUCUGCCAUGAGCAGUCAAGGUAGACAUUUCACAUCAAGGUCGCUAAGCCCUGAAAACAAACUAGACAAGGGAUGGAGAACAUCUCAUGAGGAAAAAGAAAAUGGAAGGACACCUUCUCCCGUUGACAGACAGAAAUAUCACAGAGGUUCAAGUCCACUGAGUGACAGAGGAAAAGAAAACAUGUAUGCGAUAGACAGAAAAACCUCAAAGCCUCCAUCAGAGCAAACAAACUACAGGACUCGGUACGCUUCAAGUCCAAAGAGUCGUAGUCCUGUAAGUCCUAAGGGUGGUAGUGUGAAUUACGUCGAGAGCUCUGACUCAGAGACUGAGGCAGAGGCCAAGAGGACAUGGUCUGCAAGUGUUGUUUAUUCACACGGACAUUCACCGAGAACAAGUAAGAAACCCUCAUCUGCAGGAUCCUUCAGAAAAAGAGCCAAUUCGCUCAUCAAGAGAACAGCCUCUAUGGAUAGUAUCGACUUGUUACGUUCAGUGCCAAGUGCAUCAAGUGGAAAGGGUUUGUCUGAAAAGGAUCAACGUAUUGUGAAUUUAAUGAUGUCCAGACAUGAAGAAGAAGAGAGAUCUCGUAAGGAACGAUUGAUGUUGGAGUUAGAGUGGGACGAACAAAGAAAAAUAGAAGAACAACUGAAAAAAGCUCGACAGCAACAGAGACAAGCUGAAAUAUGGGACACUUAUAAAGCUAAGGAUGCUAAACAAUUUGAAGUGCGGGCAAGAAGACUAAGAAAUGAACAAAGGUUGAAAAAAGAUCAACUUGAGAGGCUGUUGUCGAGGGACAGCGCCUGGCAGAUGGAGAAAAGAAAACAAGAACAAAUCAGGGGUACAAAAAUGCUGGCCAAGAAAAUCAAAGAAACCGAGAAAAAACAGAAGCAGGUAGAAAAUAUGUGGCAGAAACAAAGGGAAGACGAAUUACAUCGCAACAUGAGCCAGCUUAAUCUUUUAGACAAACAUAAAACCGCUUUUGAGAAGAGGAAUCAUUUAUCUGCUCAAGAACACUUGAAAGUUCAAAGUCGGAAUCACAGUGUGAAAACCAGACACACUAAUACGAGAAAACAAUUGGUUCAACAGUUAAGCCAAGAAGAAGAGAAUCUAAAACACGAAGUGGCCAUUAAACAUCAAAACGCUGUAAUGAAUUACCAGAGACAACUGACUCGAAAAGAUAACCAGAUGGCGUUAAAUAGGAUAAAGAGAGAGGAGCGAAUUGAAAGGCAACAGGAACAGUUGAGGAGGAAGGCAAAUGAUAUGGAUGAAUGGAGAAAAGAACUCACAGUUUUCAGGGAAGAGAAAGACAAGCAAGCUGAAGGUACUGCAAAAAUGGUAAUAGCUUCUAAACAGCACAGAGUUAAAUCACAACUUGCCGCUGAGAAAGACGAACAUCAGCAAAAUCUAGUAAGGGUAAAACAAGCUCUCGAAGAAAGGAAAAGAGAAAUUCAAGAAGAUAUUGAAGUUAAAGAUGAGCGAAGUAGAAUGGUUAAUGCAGAAAAAGAUGAAAUUCGGAGACAGAACCGUGAUGCAGCUCGAACCUCUCAGGCCGUGAGGGACUUGAUCAGAGAACAGACGCUCAGAGGUUCCUUUGACAGGAUGGCAGAGGCCGCUCAGCACCAAGCUUUUGUAGGGCGUGGCCCACAGACAGGACACAAGAAUAAAUCCACUUUGAAACUGGGCUAAUGAACUAAAAAUAUGAAUUUAGGAAUGGCCGCUAGUGAUUGUUUGUAAGUGUGAAUUAGUACUUCCUCGAGAUUAUUUAUUUCAUCUGCAAAACAUAUCUUGCAUCGUUUAUGGUGUAGGCCAUUUUUUGGCUCGUAUUCAAAAUUAAAACUUACCUUAGUUUUAGUUAAAUGUACAUAUAAACAAAGUGAGAAUUGUUCUCAAUUAAGUAGGGUAGGAAAUAUUUGGAGAAGAAAUAGAACACUCAAGGGCUUGACCCUUCUCCGGCGUAUACAGGUCAUGUACGUUCGUCGAAUUCACAGUCUGUAUCACUGAUGAAACUAAAACUUACACAAGUGAUUUUUUUGCAAAUAAAACGAACUUUUUAAGCUCGUGGCUACGCCUUGUUCCUAAUGAAAUUUGAUGUCACUCGACGGUUAGAAGGUGGUUGGCAAGACUAGGGCCAGCGGCGUUGAAGUCUCUUUUAAGUCUCUUUUAAGUCUCUUUUAAGUCUCUUAACGAUUGUUUUAAGUGUCCUUUCUAGAACAGGAUUGCAAAUUGCAUUUGAAUUUUAGACCAGCGCAGUAUUUACGGUAUGGAGUUUGGGACAUUCAGCGAUACAAACCAAUCCAAAGAUUCAUUAGGGCAGGCUCACAGGUUUGAUAAAAAGCCGUUAUGUAUUUUCAUAGAACUGUUCAGAGGUUUCACACAGAAUGAUUGUAAAGGGAAAUCAAAUCGUUGUCUAACAAGUACGACUGGGAAAGACAAAU
This is a messenger RNA of Stylophora pistillata, 2990 nucleotides long. RefSeq lists its product as uncharacterized. The record is from RefSeq and is a predicted model, not a curated record. Lineage: Eukaryota; Metazoa; Cnidaria; Anthozoa; Scleractinia; Pocilloporidae.